ACUGCUCAGUCUGUAUUGCAGCAUUGCUGUCAGUGUUUUUUUUCCCUUAUUUUUUCUCACACCUGCUUUGCUUACAGUCCUCAACCCCCCUCCUUUCAUACACCCACACACUCCUUCCUGCCUACCAUCAAGACCACCCUCUGCCCCCUCCACACCCCCCUAAGUCCCCCCUCCUCUUCCCUCUCUGGCUUCUCCACCAGGGACCAAGGAGGUUUUCAGCACUUGCUACAGCGGCUCGCAAUGGGCAGCACCACGAAGACUCAGUGAUCCUUCUCAUAGACCAGCCACUUGACAGAAAUCACAGCUGACAGGCACUCUCAGGGUUCAGUAGAGAGAUCUAGAGAGAGCGGACAAGAAAGAAAGAAAAAAGCGGGAGUGCUUUUUUGGACUACCCAUCAGCUGGUACCCCGAAGAAAAAUAAGAUCUUAAACCAGCAAUCCAAAAGGGCAUCUUUUUCCCAUCUCUAGUUGCUCUAAACCUAAAAUCAGCACAAUGGAAGAAGACAUGGAUGAGGGGCAGACCCAGAAAGGAUGCCUUGAGUGCUGCAUCAAAUGCCUGGGUGGGAUCCCAUACCCAUCUCUUAUCGCCACCAUCUUGCUUUACGCGGGCGUGGCUCUGUUCUGCGGCUGUGGACAUGAGGCGCUGUCUGGCACCGUCACCAUCCUCCAAAACUACUUUGAGGUGGUCCGAAGCCCCAUGGACUCACUGGACGUCUUCACCAUGAUUGAUAUCAUCAAGUACGUGAUCUACGGAAUUGCCUCGGCCUUCUUUGUCUAUGGCAUCCUGCUGAUGGUGGAGGGCUUCUUCACUAGUGGAGCCAUUAAAGACCUGUAUGGAGACUUCAAGAUUACCACCUGUGGACGCUGCGUCAGUGCUUGGUUCAUCAUGCUGACGUAUAUCUUUAUGCUGGCUUGGCUUGGGGUGACAGCUUUCACCUCCCUCCCUGUCUUCAUGUACUUCAACAUCUGGACUAUUUGCCAAAACGCUACCGUGCUGGAGGGUGCCACACUCUGCUUGGACCCACGCCAGUAUGGUAUUGUGCCAAUUUCUGAAGCGAAAACAGUGUGCGCUGGAUCGGAGAAGUUUUACAAGAUGUGUGACUCUAACGAGCUGGACAUGACAUUCCACCUGUUCAUCUGUGCCCUGGCCGGAGCAGGAGCCGCUGUUAUCGCUAUGAUCCACUACCUGAUGGUGCUGUCAGCAAACUGGGCCUAUGUGAAGGACGCCUGCCGGAUGCAGAAGUAUGAGGACAUCAAGUCGAAGGAGGAGCAGGAGCUCCACGACAUCCACUCCACUCGCUCCAAGGAGCGUCUCAAUGCCUACACAUAAAGACCAGCGUGAGGCCUGGCCCUGCCAAUCCGGCCCCCCUCCCUCACUCUUCCUGUCUUUCUUUCUAUCUUUCUCUCUCUACCAUCCCCUCCAGAGGUGGGGGGGCGCGGAUGGCGCCUAGGGCCCCUCGCCACUGCUGAUGUCACUGGUGCGUCAUAUGACAAAGUGGUCUGGGGGGAAAUGUCACAUAAUCCUCCCCAGCCACAAACAGCAUUUCAGAUGAAAAAGCCCCCUUACCUCUCUCAUGGACGGUGUUAUGAUUAUCAUUAUGGCAGUUAUAUUAUUAUUAUUAUUAUUGAAUACUACUUGUUUAGUGCUAAUAGUAGUUUUAGUGUAGAUUGUAGAAUCAGAAGUAGCAGUAAUGUUUCUGCUUGUUUUUUUUUUGUUUUUUUUACUUUGAAUAAUUUGCAUAUUUGUUAUGCUUUUCUAAUAUUUUUCUUUGAUUCAAAGUGAUAUUUUUUUCAUGUAUUAUUUAUUUUUUGCUGAUUUCUGAGGGGGUCAGCUGGGGCUUAAUAGGGUUUCAAGCACAUUUCUCAUGUUCGUGUGUCUGAAGAUCUUACGUUGAAGAACUAUGUACUGUAUGUGAACGGGUGGUCAGUUUUGAAAACUAAAAUAUUUUAAAUCUCACAAGGCAACUAUAAAGCAUUGUAAUCCUUCAAAAUAUCAUUAUUACCAGGGAGCAAAAUCACUUUCAUAUGGAAGUAAUUUAAAUCUAACUUAUAAUCUGUUUUUCUAUCUGAUGUUAUACAAUAAGUAGACAAUACAGUAAUAAAUACCAAAUCAUUAGAGAAAAACAAAUAUUAAUUGCUAGCUGUGCCAAGCCUGUUAAACAGGAAACAAUGACCUAGGUCAAUAUCAAAGAUGCGAAUAGCUGAUUAAACAAUAAAACAUGGCUUAGUUUAUGAUAAACGGGGAAUCUUGCUGGUUUAAAUGUAUUUUAGGACUGUGAAUGAUUCCAUUGUCUUUGAAUCAUAAGCCACAAAAGCACAUGCAAACAUACUUUCAUAACCCCUUUUUUAAUUUCUUAAAAGCAGAACUUUAUAAAUAGUAGUAUGAAUCCAGUUUUUGCAGAACUCUGCACUGUAUAUAUUGAUAUAUCAAAGCAAACCUAUAUGUUAAGCACAUCAAUUUCAGGACAAUUCAUGUGAGAAUAAGAAGAGAUCACUGUGGGUCAGUCCACUCUCCAUCUAUCAGUCUCAAUGAAAAAAAGAAAAAGAAAAAAAAAAACAACAAAAAAAAUCUUGACAAUAAAAAAGUUGUUGGUGUAAUGGCACUUCUUGGUGGAAUCAUCAGAUGUGAGAAAAGUGUGUGUCACAGUAGUUUUGUUGAUGACAGUAAAAGUCUGAUUGUCUUGCUUACACAUCCUGAUGCCAUAAGACUACAAAGGUGGCCUGUCAUUUCAUUGCCUGGCAAUAUUUGUUUUGUCAGUAUUUCUAAAAGCUAGUUUCAUGCACUUAUUUGACCAUUUCUGUGCUCUCUCUAGAUGUAAGCGCAUUGGUGUUCAACUCCGAGUUGGAUAACUGUACUGUUAGGUAAAGACUGUGAAUUUAGAUGUUUUCUGUGGCAUGGACAUGCAUUAAUAAGUAUAGUAUUACUGACUCAAAAAGUCAUUUUAUUUCACUUCUUUAUUUUUACACUUUUGACUGUCUUGCUGGAUCAACCCUUUGUUUAUAUGUGCAGUACUAAACCUCCCACGCUUACCGCAUUAUGCUACUGAUAUUAGAGACUGUAGUCUUUGAGUUGUGUCUAUUUAGUUUGUGAUAAGCUUUCAACCAUGUCUUAAAACUAAUACUUGUACCAACGUUGCUUACUCAGUAAUGAUCUGAAAAGAUGCUUUCAGCUUCCUCCUCGUAUUAGUCUUUUGUACUUUCACUAAGAAUGCUUAGUAGCAGGCUUUAAAUUGAAUCUGUUUUGUACAUUCAUGUGCCAACAGCUUGAAGUGGCUUAUUUGACCUGUAUGAUCAAAUUUGCUUGCAUAAAUAAAAUUCACUUGUGUACUUGUUAAUAAAUACUUAA
This is a messenger RNA of Myripristis murdjan (pinecone soldierfish), 3345 nucleotides long. RefSeq names its product glycoprotein M6Aa (gene gpm6aa). Bases 493 to 1329 code for a protein of 278 amino acids. Gene Ontology annotation, cellular component: axonal growth cone; neuronal cell body; filopodium. The record is from RefSeq and is a predicted model, not a curated record. Gene Ontology annotation, biological process: neuron projection development. The transcript is spliced from 7 exons. NCBI's taxonomy places the organism in Eukaryota, Metazoa, Chordata, Actinopteri, Holocentriformes, Holocentridae.